Messenger RNA from Plodia interpunctella (Indianmeal moth), 2251 nucleotides. RefSeq lists its product as uncharacterized. The transcript has 8 exons. Bases 163 to 1374 code for a protein of 403 amino acids. Lineage: Eukaryota; Metazoa; Arthropoda; Insecta; Lepidoptera; Pyralidae. The record is from RefSeq and is a predicted model, not a curated record.
AAGUACUCUGUGGACUAGACCCUACCUGUCAUUGUGAUUAGUUAGUGAUACAUUCUAAUAAAAUAAAAUAAACAGAAUUUGCGUAGAGUUUUAAAUUCUUUUAGGUCUUAUUUUAGUUUAUAAAUUUAAAUCGAAGGCCUAUAAACUGUGCUGUGCUUAAUAAUGGAACUAUCGUCUGAAGAACUUUUGAAUAAAUUAAAUGAAAAAAUAAUGUUUGGUGAAGAACUAAUGUUGCAAUUAAAACCGGUGCAAUCAAUCGACGGUGUGAUGAAAUUGCACAGGAAAAUUCACCAAGAAAUAUUGUUUCUUAAGAAGUUGCAAAAGUCAAAGAAAAUUAAAAUGGAACAACUGUCAUGUUCCAAUCUUACCCACCUGGGGGCUAUGGUGGAAUGUGUGACAAGACCUGGUGUUAUUGCAGUUUGUAAAAUAUUCCACAUAGACGAUAGCAGCAAAUUAGUCAUUGAUAUUAUCAGUGAUGAAGGCAAGUCUUGGACAAAAGUAAUAGCCAGAAACCCAAAAUCUCUGUCAGCAUUGAGUGCAGGCAAAGCAUCAUAUGGGGCUCGAUCCAUCCUUGAUCAGGCUGAUGAUUACCUGGAGUGUGCUAAGCUCUAUCCAUGUAUGUACCAACCUCCAAAGGUUAUUUUUGAAUUUAUGAGUGGUAUUGAGGAAAUUUUAGCAAAUAAACUAAAGGCAGUUGGAGUUAUAGUCAAGGGGGAAAUCUUGCCUGACUCAAGUCAGAGUGAAAUUUGUGAUGAAUCUUAUGACUCUGAGAGCAGUGAUGAGGAAUCUAUAAACAACAGCCAAAAAACCACUUUGGAGGAAGUGUCCCACUGUAUGGAGGAUCAUCCUGAGAUUAAUACUCUUAACCUGGAUGUGACUGCCAUGAUGGCUUAUGUGAGCAACAUGACAAAUGGACAUUACAAUUAUGUUUUCAAGCAAGAUGUCCUAACUCAACAAUGUGCUUGGGAAGCAGAGAGACCGGUGAAACCUGUGUUAGAAAAAUUAUUUGAAGAAAAGACAUUGGUUUGUUGCGAAACAGCUUGGGGUGACUUUGAGAAAAUUGUUAAUACAUUAGGGGGGGCAAUGGAAAAGAGGAGAACAGCUGAAUUAAAAACAAUGGUAAAAAUAUAUCCAGAUGAUUUUGGAGGUGUUGAUGAUUAUCCAAGGAGUAAUUUAAAAGUGAGAGGUCAUGUACGGUUAAGAUCAAAAAUUAUAUUUAAUUUUGGACAUAGAAUGAAAGCUCUUACAGUAUCUGCUAAUGAAGGCUAUGUUAGAGCAGCUCUACAACAGGGUGUAACAUAUGCUGCAUUUAUACACGAAUCAAGAGCUCUUACAGAAGGAAAGGAACCUACAGCUACAAAACUUACUUUAUGACCGUUUUUAUAUAUGGGUAUGGUAAAAAAAGCUUUUUUGGAAUGAUUGCGUACAGUGUACUUUUGUAGUUUUUUGCUUAAAUUAAUUUACAUUAUUUUUUGAUCUGACAACUGCCAAUUAUUAUGAUUAAUGUGUAACAAUUUAAAUCAACGAACAUACAAAAUUAGCUUAGAUGUUAAUUAUGAACAUAUUCAAAGGGAUAAACUGUGAAAAUACAAAAAAUAUUUACGACAGUUUCGCCCUGAUAUUCAUAAAAAAUAUAAAGCAUACUAUAAGCUAAAGUACCUAUGUUUUGUCCCUAUCGCACUUGUCAAUAGCAAAAUUUGAUAUUGACAGUUCGAAACAAAACAUACUUUGACGUAUGCUUCUUUUUUAUGAAUAACAGGGUGAGUACGGACUUGAGGUAACCUGAAUCAAAGUGGCGUAUUGUUACUUUGCUCGCUAGUUAGCGCUAGUAUCGAACGAGGUCCUAUUUACUAUAGCAGGCAUUGAAAGACAUUCGUACAACAAAUGUUUAAAAUUUGCCUUGAUUUGUGUGAAGUGAAUUUAACCCGUGACGCGACCCUUGCGUAGUACUGCGUUAGUGCCUACGUUAGAGCUUGAGACGCGCGAUACCGCACGUGCUUUAGUCUAAGCAGGCGUAAGUCCGCACAUCUCUUAUGUGAUCCAGUUUAGGACCAAAAAUAUGCCGUUCAUGUAAAACCUUUUCCCUUCAAGGCAAUAUAAUAACUUAAAAAACUGUUACACUUUUGUACCAAUAACUUACCAAUUCGCGGUCUCUAACGCCUUAACGAUUAUUAUACAUGACUGACUGUGAUUUGUGAUGUACCUACCUAGUAUUUUUAGAAUACAUUUUUUAAUAUAUUUAAUUCCUGUA